AUGGGUACCCAGCCGACAAGCGGUGUGACGACUGUCAAGCAGAACGAGGUCAUUAUACCUGAUCUCACCAUUAAAGACCUACUCAGUUCCAUUCCUUCACAUUGCUUCAAACGGUCGGCUCUUCGGUCGUCCACGUACAUUGCAUGGGACUGCUUUGUGAUUGGCCUUACUUAUAAAGCUGCCAACUAUCUCGAUGCCUUGAUUACGCCGGAGUAUCUAAGCCUGCCCUACGCCUCCCUUUAUUCUGCUAUUCGCUUCUCCGUUUGGGCGUUGUACGGGUUUUGGACGGGUUUGUUCGCAACGGGUAUCUGGGUUAUUGCGCAUGAAUGUGGCCACCAGGCGUUCUCCGAAUCCAAGUUUGUUAACAACAGCGUUGGAUGGGUGCUUCACUCCGCAUUGGGUGUUCCAUACCAUUCUUGGAGAAUCAGUCACGCCAAGCACCAUGCCUCAACUGGUCAUAUGACUCAAGACCAAGUCUUCGUGCCUAAAACGCGUUCACAACUUGGCUUACCUGCCUUGAACCCGACGAAGGAAGAUAUAUUGGGCUCCAGUGUUAGCGACGAAGUCAAACGGGAGCUCUGGGAGGCCGUCGGUGAUUCCCCAAUUGGUGCUUUGCUUGGCUCCGCUAGUUAUCUGCUCGGGGGAUGGCCAGCUUACCUGAUCCGCAAUGCUUCCGGUCAGAAACGCUAUCCCAAGGGUACCAGCCACUUCAACCCGAAGGCAGUUAUCUUUGCGCCUCAUCAGUACGGUGCGGUUAUCUUAUCGGACAUUGGAGUCUUGCUUUGGCUUGGUGCCGUAGCUGCUGCAAUUAGCACAUACGGCUUCGUAACCGUAUUCCGCCUUUAUCUCGUCCCUUACCUCUGGGUCAAUCACUGGUUGGUUUUGAUCACAUUCCUCCAACAUACCGACCCCCUUCUUCCCCACUACCGCGCUCCUGAAUUCACUUUCGUCCGCGGUGCCCUUGCUACUUUAGAUCGCAACCUCCUUGGUGAUUGUGGCUCUAUUAUGGCUUGGAUUGGGGCCCACGCAACUCAUGGAAUUUCGGAAACCCAUGUCUUGCAUCACGUGUCCAGCAAGAUCCCACACUAUAAUGCUUGGGAAGCUUCUGCUGCGCUCCACAAGCGCCUGGAACAAGCCGGGCUUGUGCUUCAGGGUGCCCCUGGUGGGUGGAGGGAGGUCUACCGCGUGUUCAAGGAAUGCAAGUUCGUGGAGGAUGAGGGUAAUGUCAUCUUUUACAAGAACGCCCACGGAUUGGCUGCUAGCCGGCCCAAGUUCAAUGACGGUAAUGCAAGUGAUUCUGGUGUUGAAAUCGAGAAACUCUAG
Molecule: messenger RNA, 1323 nt
Organism: Pisolithus orientalis
Lineage: Eukaryota; Fungi; Basidiomycota; Agaricomycetes; Boletales; Pisolithaceae
Product: fatty acid desaturase-domain-containing protein
Exons: 9
Coding region: 1-1323 (440 amino acids)
Biological process (GO): lipid metabolic process
Molecular function (GO): oxidoreductase activity
Source: RefSeq, a predicted model, not a curated record